Populus euphratica (Euphrates poplar) is the source of this 792-nucleotide messenger RNA. RefSeq names its product anthocyanidin 3-O-glucosyltransferase 1-like. The transcript has a single exon. NCBI's taxonomy places the organism in Eukaryota, Viridiplantae, Streptophyta, Magnoliopsida, Malpighiales, Salicaceae. Gene Ontology annotation, molecular function: UDP-glucosyltransferase activity. The annotation marks the transcript as partial. The record is from RefSeq and is a predicted model, not a curated record.
AUGAUCGACACAACUGUCUUGGUAAUGCAUCCCACUCUUGAUCCCAGCACUACCAAGUACAAUGAAUCACUUGCUGCAUCAACUCUCCCUGAUCGUAUGCGAGUCAUUAACUUGCCCAGAGUUAAGUUAAUCACAUCUGCUACCAAAGGUCGUAACUGGCUAACUUAUUUGAUUGAAGGCCAAAAACCCCAUGUCAGAGAAUAUGUUUCAAGGAUAAGAACACAAUUCGAGAUGAAUCCGGACUCCCCUCGUCUUGCUGGGUUUGUUUUUGAUACGUUUGCUACUGGCCUGAAAGCUGUGUCUAAUGAAUUUGGAGUUCCGUGGUAUGUUUUUUCUGCUGCAAGUGCAGCUUUUAUUGGUAGCAUGCUGCAUCUUACGGCUCUUCAUGAUGAUCAGGGAGUGGACCUUACGGAGUUCACGAAUUCGGAAGAUGAAUUGGAAAUUCCGAGUUUGGCGAACCCAAUUCCUGCUAAACUUGUGCCUUCCACGGUGUUCGAGAAAUACUCACUCACAACUCUUCUUGUACAUGCUCGGCUAUUGACUGAGGCUAAGGGCAUAUUGAUAAAUACAUUUUUGGAGUUGGAAUCUUACGCAGUUAAUUCUAUAUCCGAUGGCAAAACCCCUCCUGUAUACCUGGUUGGUCCCAUUGUGAAACAUACAGGAGAUGGUCCUGAUCCGCUCUCGGAUGAGAGCAACAAUUCUAGGGACAUCAUGGGAUGGCUUGAUGAUCAACCUCCGUCAUCGGUUAUGUUUUUAUGCUUUGGAAGUUGGGGAAGUUUUAAAGAGAACCAG